GUGGAAUGCGGAUCUCUAUUUUUCGGGAGCUGCCACAGCCAUCGGGGUUUGAGCUGAGAAACUGGAUCCUUCCUCGCUGAAACACUGCCCUACCUGUCGAAUUUAAGGCAGGGAUGUGUUUUUACCAUGAAAAGAAACUGCCUCAAAAUAUUUUGUAUUUUACCUAGACUACAUUUCACAAUAUAGGCUCACAUCUGGAUUCGUCACUGCACAGGCUGAAUACGACAUAUCAUGAUGAAAUUUGCCUAAUGCUCGUCAGACGGUUUCCUCUCUCACUUUGAUACAUUCAUUGUAGCUUAGAGUGGAAACUAAUUUACAUUCCGACAACCACAGAUUGGUGAUGGCUUUCGAGGUUUAGAAGCUGGCGAAAUCAGAUUUACAAGACCAAGGGAAAGAGUAAAGGCCGAGAGGGGCUCAGACGUGGCUUUCUUCACAGCAGACACAAUACCUUGAACGACACAAAAGCUUUAAAAUCAAAUACUGUCAUAAAGUCAAAUACCAAGGGGUCUACUGCUUCCUGAACAACAGUGUGUUGGUGUCUCAGGGGGAGAGGGAUCUGGAAACAAGUAGAUAGGGAGCAGGAGAUAUCGGAGCUACAGGGGCCACGGUGUCUAUCUGGUCCUCUGUUUCCCUGUGAGGCUGUCUUUGUGUCAGGGAUCGAGAGGUGGACACACAUACAGCCAAGGACUGGCUAACAGCAGGACUAAACCACUCUGAAGGGCACUGGAGGGCCACUGGGCAGAAGGUUGGCAUCUGGCUGGCAGAGAGCGGGCACUGUGGUGGGCAGGCGACCGCAGCAUCGAGAUUACAGAUUAGGCAGAACAGCAGGUCAGGGCACAUUAUCCUGACACAAUCUGUACUUCCACCAACACCACACCGCAGAAUUCAAUUAAACCCUACUGCUCCUGCUACUGGCAGGCAGUGGCCCAGUCUCACACACAUACACAUAUACACAAAUAAUCUCCACUGCUGGACAGCUACUGAGCCCCCAUCGCUUCCCUGCUGUCCUGUUUGAUGAUCAGCGCCAGAUGGAGUGAUGGGAUUUUUUGAUUUUGAUUGGUUUAUCUUUUUUUUCAAUCCAGUCACUCAUUGCCUCACGGUUCCUUGGAGAUCAUUCAUUGGUAAGCUGUUUUAAGGUCACCAUAUCUACUUUUCUUAAGAUUCUGGGUCAGUCCCCUUUGUCAUUAUGGUCAGAAUGCUUUGAUUACUUUGGGGGUUUUACUGUAUUCUGUUUUUACUCUGGCUGAAAACCACUGGAAUUUAGACAGAGAACCUGGACCCAGGGCAUUAGAAGGGCUGGUAGAUGCUCAGUCUGCCAACACAGGGACACACACCACUCACAGCCUCAAUGAGAACUAGACUACAGGGCUCCAGACCCUAUGUUUCAGAGCUGAACCCAAGGUCCUGAGUAGCUCUGCUACUCUGAGAUGACACUAAUGACUCAGUAUCUGACUUUUACCAUGGAUAUCACUGUAGGUGGAUACGACUGCUAACCAAGGUUAACGGAGCGUGAUAGGCUCUGACAGGUUCUCAGACUAACAGUGUACAAUUUGUGUUGAGUUCGUCAGUUUUUUAUGUGCAGACACUCUGCUGGAGCUCCCAUCCAGGACUUGAGCAGUGCUGUGUGUGGAAAGUCGGGGCUGGGUGGAAGGUGUGAAGAGCGGCAGCCACGUGUGGAGAGACAGAGAGUGAAGGGAGCAACACACAACUCUGGGAGAAACUGUUUAGUGUGAGACACUGAGAGACACACUGUGGGGCAGCGGCUCUCCCUCUCUCUGUUUGACGGACUGGAAGAGUGUUCUCUCUGAGCCAGCGUGAGCCAGCCUGCACGCUGAGUGGAGCUGAGGCCAGUAGGGUGGGGACAGUGGCAGGGAGCGGUGCAUGGCAGUGGGGGGGCCGGGUGCCGUCCGUCACCCAGCACCGAGAGGGGCGCUGGGGUUGGGGCUGGGUGUGGGGCGGCCCUAGGGGGCGAGGGGCCAGAGGUCAGGGAAGCUGAGGCCCUGGUUGACAGGCGGGGCCAGCGUGGAGCGGGGGUGUCGGCCGGGGUCUAGCGACGGUGGAGGAGGGGGCAUGCGGUGCUCACUGAGGGUGUGGGUGCUGCUGGGCUCCCUGGGCCUGGUCUUUCUCACCUCCCUCUUCUUCUCCAUCUCCCUGAGGGGGGGCGUCGGCCUGCCCUACCUGGACCCACCCGGAUGGGAGGAGUCUCGCCGAGUUAAACUAGUGCCCAACUACGCUGGUGCCCACCAGCUAAGCCCUCUAGAGGGCACCCAGCAGGAGAAGACAUGUGCCUGCCCCCGCUGUGUGGGAGACCCUGGGGUGUCGGACUGGUUUGAUGAGAACUACGACCCGGACAUUUCCCCCGUGUGGACACGGGACAACAUCCAGCUGCCUUCAGAUGUCUACUAUUGGUGGGUGAUGCUGCAGCCUCAGUUCAAGCCCCACACUAUCCAGCAGGUGCUGCUGCGGCUGUUCCAGGUGAUCCCAGGCCGCUCCCCCUACGGCUCUUGGGACCCCGCCCGCUGCCUGCGCUGUGCAGUGGUGGGGAACUCAGGCAACAUGCGUGGGGCUGGGUAUGGGCCCACCAUAGACGGCCACAACUACAUCAUGAGGAUCAACCUGGCUCCCACGGUGGGCUAUGAGGAGGAUGCAGGCAGCCACACCACUCACCACUUCAUGUACCCAGAGAGUGCCAAGAACCUGGCAGCCAAUGUCAGCUUCGUCCUGGUGCCCUUCAAGACCCUGGACCUGCUGUGGAUCACCAGCGCACUCUCCACUGGACAGAUCCGCUUUACCUACGCCCCUGUGAAGCAGUUUCUACGGGUGGACAAAGACAAGGUUCAGAUUUUUAACCCAGCCUUCUUCAAGUACAUCCAUGACCGCUGGACCAGGCACCACGGACGCUACCCCUCCACAGGCAUGCUGGUUCUGUUCUUCGCUCUGCACGUGUGUGACGAAGUGAAUGUUUUUGGCUUUGGCGCUGACAGUCGAGGCAACUGGCACCACUAUUGGGAGCAGAACCGCUACUCUGGAGAGUUUCGGAAAACAGGGGUACAUGACGCAGACUACGAGGCCCAGAUCAUCGACUCGCUAGCGAAGGCCGGAAAGAUCCAAGUUUUUCCAGGAAAGUGAGGGCUGGAGGUGUGGUGGGCUGGCUUACAGGAACACUAGAGUAACCAUCACCACCAUCUUUAUGUGCUUAGUUAUCUGUUUCUUUGUGAUUUGCAUAGAGAGGGUUCCAUAACACUAGAUCAUACGUUGCCUGAUGACCCUGUUCCCAUUGUGCAGGAGGGUAAGUUGCUGAUGGUUGUGAGUGGAACUACAUGUGACUACACACUCUGCCCCCAACAGGCCUACCUCCAUAGCCCUCAGCCCUGAGGAGAAAUGAACGGACAGAACUAUAGGAGUAUAAUGUAGUGGGGGAAUAAUGUAGUGGGGGCGGAGAAGUCUGGCCUAGCCACUGAAUGGACCUGUGAACCAGUCCCAUCCACAAUCCCACCUCCUGCUCAUCCGCAGGGGGUUGAGUCAUCACACGCCUUAGGGGUCUCACACCCAGAGACUCAGCCCCCCACCCACUCUGUAGCCACCACCCUAAAUGUCAUGGCAACAAGUGACGGACACUGAUCUACCCCUGCCGUGUUCACACCCACCUGUAUAGCUGCUGUUAAAGCCCCCUUGCCCCUCGGAGCUGGGAGUACUAGGUAGUUGAAGUUUCCGUGGUUGGAAGUCCAGAGGCUUACUGUUGUAAUUAUAUGACUAUCAUGUUGAAGGUAUGUACGGCCCACAGGGAUUUGACCACAUAUACAGUAUUAACCGUUUGAUUUGUUUUAACCAUUUUAAGUGACUAAUCAUCCUGCUAAUUAGGUGGAUUGGGGAGAGGCUUACACAUGGUCAACAACAACACAAGCAGACAUAUCGCGAUAAGACUAACAGUACUCACUCAUUAACAUACACACACACACUCUUCCACACAUACACCGUUCACACAAUGUUCUUGGUCAUUUAGAGCUAAUACCACUAAGUAUAGGACUGAGUACAAAGAGCUCACACUAAAAUGACCUGCUGCCUCCUGCUGCCUGUUAAGGGAUACUGCAUCACUCUGAGGCCCAUACAUUAUAUGUACAGAGGACAAACUGAAGGCUGCCUCCUCUGUGUCUAAUGAUGGCCACUUGAUAAUGGAAAGUAAUAUGGCACAACAUAACUAACCCGACUGCUAGUAAAAAAUGCCACUAUAUUUUCAGAUCAGAGUUUAGAAACUCUAAAAAGGUAGGUAGCUUAGCGGGUAGUCUAGGCAGGUAGUCUAGCAAUUAAGAGUGUCGGCCAGUAACUGAAAGGUUGCUGGUUCAAAUCCCUGAGCUGACUCGGUUAGAAAUCUGUCUGUGCUCUUGAGCAACACACUUAACCCUAUUGCUUUUGUAACUAGCUCUGGAUAAGGGCGUGUGCUAGUUUAGUUAAAUGUAAAAACUGUCUUUAGUCCUGGCUGCAGUAGUUAUUAGCCAGUUUGGCAAUGUGACAUUCAGUUAAGGAUUUCGCUGUUGUGUAAUCCUAUGAUGAUAUCAUAAAUAUGGUAUAUACCAUUAUGUGCUAUAUGAUAUACUUGUAUUAUAUCUAUUCUUUGCACAUCAUUGAGUUCUUAUCUGACACUCUGACAUUGAGUUGGGCAGAUCACUGUAACUGAUUCCUAUACAUACUCAGUUCUGUGUGGAAUUUUUGUUUUGUUUCAGGUAUGUGUCUCUACCUGACACACAUACUUUAAGGACAUCUAUGGAGUGCCAGUGAGUUUUUAUAAGCCCUCACUCCUUACUAAGUAUGUGUGAGAGAGAGAGUGCUGUAAACAAAAUUGUGUGAUUUACUUAGUGUUGUCAAAGUGAGAUUUUCAGUUAGACCCCUCUCAUAAAAAAAUAGACACAUAUCAGAAAUUUACAGCAAUGUGACAACACACACACACAUCCAUGCUUGCGUGCCUUGUCCCAGUGUUGGACAUACCUUUCCUGCAGUGCACCAUAAACCUCAGUACACGUGUGCUACCUUAAGCUUGAUUUAGUCUGCACAGGACAUUCACACAAACCCUACCCUACUAUGGGUACUGCUAUUGUGAUCAUAACAGCGUGUCAGCCAUGUCUCUUACACACAUACACAUAUUCUGAGGGCUUCAAAUGUCUUCUCUGACUUAGACCAUACACCUUAUAUUAUACCCACCCCCUCUGGUCUCGCCUGGCUGAGAGCUGUGCCUUCUGGACCCAUAUGAUUCACUCUGCCUUUCUCUUGGAGCCACGUAGAGGCUUCCUUUAUGCUGUUGCUUUUUAAACUCAUUAUCUAGAGAUGAAAGAAAAUCAACUCUUAUCUGUGACUAGAAAUGUGUAAAGUUGAUGACUAUGGUUGUAUUCAUUUGCUCUUCUCAAUCAGUGUUUGGCCAUUGUGUCUGUGAUUCGUAUCUGCUGAGGUAUCGUGUUCAAGAUGACAGCCGAUGGCAUUGUGUCUAGUGGUUAAAACAGGUCUCCACCUUAUGUCUGUGUUUUACAUGGAAUGUUUCUUAGUAAGUAUACCCAACACUUUCCUGGGUGAUCCUACUGACUACGCCAGAAAUAAAAUGUGCAAUACAUACUCAAAGAGAAUCAAACACAAUGGACAUUGUUCUAAUAAUUGGACAUAACUUUAAUUCCGUUACUCCCAAUUACUUUUGUAAUAACUGUUUAUACAACAGGACAAUACCCAUAUCUACUGUAACAAUAAAGCUAGCACAUUGAAGCUGAACGCCACAUUUUAGCCCAACGUGCUGAAGGAUACAGUAUGUUCCCCAAUAUGUUGUUUGAUUGCUGUGUACACUGUGGGGAACUGACUGUGUAAAAGGUGAGAAAUCCUUUUCAACUCUGCUGUCCCUGAUAGUAUUAUUCCGUAAUGGAUAGUUUUGAAUGUAUUUGAGUUCAUCGGGUCUGGCUUGAGUGGCUUCUAGUGAUAACUGAACAGUCUCUUAUGAAGCAUCUAUGCUGUUGCAGUGUUUUGAUGGUUUCAUCUCCAGCUCUUCAUUAGAGGUCUCUUGUGCACAA
This is a messenger RNA of Oncorhynchus tshawytscha (Chinook salmon), 6044 nucleotides long. It is a transcript of the gene st3gal2, whose product is annotated as ST3 beta-galactoside alpha-2,3-sialyltransferase 2. Gene Ontology annotation, molecular function: beta-galactoside (CMP) alpha-2,3-sialyltransferase activity. The record is from RefSeq and is a predicted model, not a curated record. Lineage: Eukaryota; Metazoa; Chordata; Actinopteri; Salmoniformes; Salmonidae. The coding region runs from base 2071 to 3129 and encodes 352 amino acids. The transcript has 9 exons.